This is a messenger RNA of Maudiozyma saulgeensis, 2412 nucleotides long. The record is from the annotation of a GenBank genome assembly. Lineage: Eukaryota; Fungi; Ascomycota; Saccharomycetes; Saccharomycetales; Saccharomycetaceae.
AUGCAAUUAGCAGACUUUUUGGCAGCAGUAUCACUGCUAUCCUACUUAAAAACAACCAAUGCGUGGUCUCCAACAAACAGUUAUACUCCAGGUAAAGUUUCUUGUGAUAGUGAUAUAAAUCUAAUCAGAAAGGCUGAUGGUUUGGCUACUGAAGAAACGGAAUGGUUAGCAAAGAGAGAAACUGUCACCAAGGACGCCUUGAAGAAAUUCUUGGAUCGUGCUACUGCUACAUUUUCUGACAACUCGAUUGUUGAAUCUAUCUUCGAUUCUACUACACCAAGAGUUGGUUUUGCCUCAUGUGGUGGUGGGUAUCGUGCAAUGAUUGUUGAUGCGGGUGUCGUUGCAGCAAUGGAUGAAAGAACUGUUGGUGCUACUGAAAAUGGUUUAGGUGGUUUAUUGCAGGGUAUCAGUUAUAUGGCUGGUUCCUCUGGUGGUUCGUUUUUUACCACAACAGUUACUUACAAUAACUGGACGUCUGUCCAAGACAUUAUUGACCAAAUGAAGGAUGGUGAUCAUUCUAUUUGGGAUCUUUCAAACUCACCAACAAACCCAGGUGGGUCAGACACUGCUUAUACCUCUGCCGUUUUCGACAACAUUACAGAAUCCAUCAAGUUAAAGAAUGAAGCUGGAUUUGAUGUCUCCUUGGCUGAUGCCUGGGGUUUGGCUUUCGGUUACUAUUUCCUCCCAUCUUUACCAAGAGGUGGUUACAGUUAUCAAUGGUCAGAUAUCCAAGAGGUCGAUGCCUUCAAGAAUGGUGAAAUGCCAAUGUUGAUUGAAAUUGCUAAGGUGGAGAAGUCUGGUGAAACCUCUGUCGAUUUGAGUUCUACUACUAUUGAAAUGUCAGCUUUCGAAUUCGGUUCAUGGGAACCAACUAUUAACUCGUUCUCUAACAUGAAGUAUAUAGGUACUGAGGUUGACAAUGGUUCUCCGGUUAACGCAGGUGAAUGUGUUGCAGGUUUCGACAAUGUAAACUUCCUGACUUCUGCCUCUACCAACGUUAUUAAUACCCUUUACAACUCCGGUGGUAUUUACUCCUCAUUGAUUCAAAGUUUCAAAACUAAAUUCUUACCAAAUGUCACUACCUCUGGUCACAUUGAUGUGAAUAUUGCAGCUCCAAAUCCAUUCAAGGGUACUACAAACUACGAAAGUGAUAGCUCCAUUGUCGACAAUGAUCAAUUAUACCUAGUUGACGGUGGUAUCGACGGUCAAGUUAUUCCAUUCACACCAUUAAUGAGAAAGGAACGUGAUCUUGAUUUGGUUAUUGCUACUGACACAACUGCUGAUACCGAUGAUGUGUGGCCAUUUGGUUCUGCAUUGGUUGCUACAUAUGAACGUCAAUUUAUGGAAAUUGGUAAAACUGAUGCUUUCCCAUAUGUUCCAGAUACAGAAACUAUUAUUAACUUAGGUAUUAACAAGAACCCAACCUUCUUUGGUUGUGAUUCUUCCAACUUGACUGAUUUAGCUUACGUUCCACCUUUAGUUGUGUAUUUACCUAACAGGGCUUACUCUUACGACACUAAUGUUAGUACCUCGGUGUUAACUUAUACUAGAGAACAACGUUUAGGUAUGAUUCAAAACGGUUUUGAAAUUGCUACUAGAAACAACUUCACUGACGAUCCUGACUUUUUAGGUUGUAUGGGUUGUGCUGUCAUGAGACGUAAGCAAGAAAAACUGGGUCUAGAAUGGCCAAGCGAAUGUGCCCAAUGUUUCGAAAGAUAUUGUUGGAAUGGUACAAUCUCCAACAGUGACACUGUUUCCGUUCCAAGUUCAUCUGCUUCCAUCAAUGGUACAUCAUCAAUUGCAAGCACAUCCUCUGCUACAGGAUCUGCCUCUGGUAAAAACUUUAGUACAAUCCAUACUGAAACUUCUACCACUGUUACAUGUCAUGAAUGUGAGGAAGCAAAGGCUACUACUACUGUUAUCUGUGAAGAAUGUGAAGAAGCUGUUGCCACAACCACCAUUGAAUGCGAAGAAUGCGAAGAAGCUCAAUCCCAAGCUACUGUUACUGCUGAAUGUGAGGAAUGUGAUGAAGCCCAAGCCAAUGGUCAUCAUACUACUACAACAUUGACGUCGAUGACAACAACCACUCAAGUUUGUGAAGAAUGUGAGGAAACUCAAGCAUCUGCUACUGCAACAAGUACUAACGAAAGUUCUAACGACUAUUCCAACAACUCUUCCAAUGGUUCUUCUAAUGGUUCCUCUAACGGUUCUUCUAAUGGUUCUUCCGAGAAUGCUUCAGGUAAUAGUGUCAAGAGUACAUCGUCUUCUGCAGCUAUCUUACAGGUUACAACUGGAAUUCCAUCCACUUCUGCCUACGAUGUUUUCGUUAACGAAAAUAGCGCUAACAAUUUGGUUUUCAAGGGUGUUGUAUCACUAUUAGCUAUUUUCGGUACCAUCAUUGAACUAUUUUAA